Molecule: messenger RNA, 35339 nt
Organism: Podarcis lilfordi (Lilford's wall lizard)
Lineage: Eukaryota; Metazoa; Chordata; Lepidosauria; Squamata; Lacertidae
Source: the annotation of a GenBank genome assembly
AUGCUGACUUCCAAGAGAUAUUCCAACCCAACUGCUGGUAUGUAAUAUAUUUUGUAAGGGUUUCAGUAUAUGCACAUUGUUACACCAGCUAUUAAAAUGAACAGAUUUCUCUGUAGAUGCCUUUAUUUAUCAGUAUCAGAAACCAUUCAUUAACUGGAAUUGCAGAAUGGCUUAACAUAGUGGGUUUUCAAAAAAGAAAUCUCCCUCAUAUCACUGCAGCCACAGCAACUCCGAUACUGCAGUUAUCAAAGCAGGUUAUUUUUUAUUAUUAUUUAGACUUUAAGGAAACAUUUUUCUUUGAGGGGGGGGAAUUUAACUUCAAAUUGGUUCCGAGCAAUGAUGCAGUUUCUAACUGACUCCUAUUCUGGCUUUAUUCCGAUCUUGUUUAAAAGUUUCAUAUUGAAUAUGCACAUUUUAUGGCUUUGAGAAAAUUGAUGUGAACUGCCACAAGAACUUAUCAUUAAUGAGUGGUUAUUAAAAAUGCUAUUUUUUUAAAUAAAAAAAACUGCAGAUUGGUCUAAAAGCAUGAAUACGUUUCCAUGUCCAAAGGAAGACUUCGCAAGGUAAGGAGACAGCAAUAGGCUUCAGGGCGGGAAUGACUGCAGAGGCAUAUAUAAUAUUGACCAUUUAUCAGACAGUGACACAUCACUGGUACAACAAUCACAUAGCCAAGUGCCCAUACUUAUAUUUUUAAAAUACAAAUGUAUAUUGUUUAGUGUCAAAUCAAAGCUGCUGAUACAUACAAAGCAUAUUGAAUAUUCACUGCUGAGCAAGGAACAUGGUAUGAUUCUUCUCGGUUCUCCAGGAAACCUGCACCAGAGCAUUUAACUGUGCGAACUCCGCACAACAACUUUCAAAAUGUGAUGGGCAAGCUGGAGCAGAGUUGCUGUUGCUAACCUUCCCAUGAAUGGGUAUUUGUAAGCAUGUCUAAACAAGCAGCUGCGACUCUUCAUUGCUACAAUCUGGGCCGCCCUCUUCUUAUCUGUCUGGCUGAAAUUCCAGAGCUAGCCUUUCAAGGGUCGUCUUCAAUGUAAACCUCUUAUAACAAUUAUUGCUGCGGUGGUAUGCAAAUUUUGUAUCUGCCAGCAUCUAUCUUUAGUCACUUGGCAAGUACACCCUGACAUAUAAAUGGCAACGUCAAUAACAUGUUUGCAACCUCUUUCCAUACUUAUGGACUUGCAAGGGCCAGUGCUUUGGCAAGUCACAUUAAUGAUUAUUUUGUACUGUUUAUAAUGGGGUUUAUGUUUUGUCCUUUUACACCACCCUGAUAUUUUAUGAUCUACCAUUAUAUAAUUUCUAUAACUAAAAAUAUGUAUACACACUUUAGGGGAACUGUUUUGCUCUCUCAGUCCUCAUUGUUCUGUGCAAGUGGUUAUCUGCUACUUAUUUAUGGAUUUCUGAAAUCCAAUAAAAUUUAUUAAAAUGUGGAUAUUGAAGCAUUGCUCUUCUUUCCAAUAGCAUUGUACAUAAAGGGACCCCUGACCAUUAGGUCCAGUCGUGACCGACUCUGGGGUUGCAGCGCUCAUCUCGCUUUAUUGGCCGAGGGAGCCGGUGUACAGCUUCCGGGUCAUGUGGCCAGCAUGACUAAGCCGCUUUUGGCAAACCAGAGCAGUGCACGAAAAUGCCGUUUACCUUCCCGCCGGAGCAGUACCUAUUUAUCUACUUGCACUUUGAUGUGCUUUCGAACUGCUAGGUUGGCAGGAGCUGGGACCGAGCAAUGGGAGCUCACCCCGUCGCGGGGAUUCGAACCGCCGACCUUCUGAUUGGCAAGUCCUAGGCUCUGUGGUUUAACCCACAGUGCCACCUGCGUCCCUUAGCAUUGUACAUAUCUGUAGCUUUAAUUUCAUGCUGAACAAGCCACACGUAUACAAUGAAGAUAUGGGGGUUUAUGUAUGUGAAUGUGUAGUUCUGGGGGGAAAUUACCUUACCAUUUGACCUCGUUAUCUGUCAAACGGCCAAGAUUCCAAAUAUACCAAGCCCUCAUAAAAACAGUUCCGCAUAUGAAAACAAUGGGAACAUUUAAAACAAUUCCACAUAUGAAAACCGUUUAAAAUGGUUCUAAUGCAGAUCUCCACUUUGAAAGCAUGUUAAAAGAGAAAGGUCUUCAGUAGGUGUUGAAAAGAUGAUAGAGAUGGCAUCUGUCUAAAAUGUAACAGGAGAGAAUUCAGAAGGCUAGCUGUCGCCACACUAAAGACCUGGUUCCUGUAUUGUGUGGGACAGAUGCCUCAGUGUAAACCUCAGUGUAAACCAAAGAGGUUUAAAGACUGUCUGAAGGCAAAUCUAAAAAAAUGUAGUAUAAACACCGACAACUGGGAAAAACUGGCCUGCGAGCGCUCCAUUUGGCGAACAGCCUUUACCAAAGGUGUCAUGGGUUUUGAAGACACUCAAACUCUGGACACAAGGGACGCAAGGGAGAAACAUGCUAAGAGGAAGGCACGCUUGGCAAAUCCACACCGUGAUCAACUCCCACCCAGAAGCCAAUGUCUCCACUGUGGAAGGAUGUGUUGGUCCAGAAUUGGCCUCCACAGUCACUUACAGACUCAUUGUUAAAAGCGUGUUUAUGGAAGACAGUCUUAUUCGGCUACUAGUGAUUGCCAAAGAAGAAGAAGGGACAGAUAGUAUCUGCUGGAGUCCCUCUCCUGCAAAGUGCAGUGAUCAGUUUGGUAUGUAAGAGGUGAGACUAUCUUUUAGGUAUCUUGGUCCCAAGCUGUCUAGGGUUUUGCACACCAGUGCUUGCACCUUGAACUUAGUCCAGUAGCUUAAUUGGCAGCCAGUGUAAUUCUUUCAGCAGCAGUUUAAUACGAUGGUGAUGGUCUACCCCAGUGAGCAAUCGGACUACAACACUUCUUGAUGAACCUCAAAGGCAGUCCCAAAUAAAGCACACUGCAGUAAUCCAAUCUGGAGGUUACCAGCCCACAGAUGACAAUAGUCACCCCAUCCUUUUUCUAGAAGUGGCUAUGCUGUUUUACCAUGUUAAGCUGGUAAAAGACACUCUGACCCACUGAGGUCACCUGGGCCUCUCUGUGAAAGUUGACAUUUAAACCUGUUACACACAGAAUCCACCAGAUGGCACUGAAGUAAUAAUGCAUUCCUUAAAGAAAUAAAAAAGCCCAGCAUAUUUCAAUUUUAUUCUGCAAGUUAUCUUUAUGUUACCAUAGAGUUUCUACAUAUUUCAGAAGACGAGUGGUAGCAAUUGUGGUAGGGUGAAAGGUGGGAAUUAGUAACUUCCUUUAUGCAUUUUCAUUUAAUCUUGAUCAAUGUUUUUCCUUUUUUCCAGGGUAGGAAAAUGCGAGUUCAACUGUUCUUUGAGUUGUAGAACUUGCAUGUUGCUCAAAACAAAAGCAACCCCCCUCACACACUGUUUACUGACUUUUGCAGCAGGUGGACACAUGCCUUAUCUAUUAUGCCACUAUUGUAUUUCUUCUUCAGUCAAGAUCAGUCAAUAUUUACUCUCUUUUCUCUGAGAUUUGUUUACUGUGGUGAUAUGAGAACAUUUAUUCAUAUUGUUUAAUUUCUCUAAAAUUGACUUCUUUGAAUGUUAACCUUCAAUAAAAGAAAUAAAGAAAAGAAUUGAAAAUUAUGGGUACUCCACCCCCAGUAGCUGUGGAUAUAUGUUUGACCAAUGCUGCAACAACAACAUGCUAAAGUCUUGCAUCCCUCAAAAAAUCUGCCUUGGGCCUUCUGAUACAAUCAUACUAUUCUGUUUUCUGUUCACACCCUUCUCAGGAAUCAAGAGCUUCAGGACAGCUUCAGAGAUGGGACUUUUGCCAGGCCUAUUCCAAAGAAAGGUUUAAAGUUCCCAUUCCCUCAUAGUCUCAGGGCUUCACAGGCUUCCUAUUUUCUUAACAAUAAUGUUGCACAUUAAUUACAUUCAUAGAAUUAACAUGACUGCUAGUUUGGCCCAAAAUCAUAAGGGCGAAGCAGUGCCAGUGCUAAGCAUAUUUAGUUAGAUGAAUCGACUUUUAACGGAAUGACAUUAAUUUGCACAACCAACCUAUUGUUUAUGAACUAUUUUUCUUGCUGUCAGUUUCUGGUGCUUCAGAAUUUUUAUGUUUUUCACAGAAUUUGUGGUGGUAGGAAACUACACCUGAGGCAUUGGGAAGAGAAGGAAAGCAGCAAAAAGAAUAUUGAUAGAAUGGUGGUGGGGUUUUUAAAAACUUUAAUCAAAACUGUGAAACUGCUCUUCACUAGAUGUACCUUAAGAAUCGUGACAAGUUCUUAUGUGGUAUCUAGAGCAGCAUGUUACAAUUGUAGCAUCUGGCACAGAAUGCUACUAUUGCUACAACAGGCAGAAAAAUCAUUUUAAGUGGUUUGUCAGGACCCUCAGCAAUUUUCAAGUAGUCUGGGGAAAGGUUUGGGAGCCACUGUAACCUAUGUGAUCAGAUGCAAACUUUAAAAACUCCUUUAAAAUACCUUACCUUUCUAAACUUCAACACUGAAUGCUUUUUCUUUAAAAUCAUAAAGGCAAAUUCCAUUUAGGACAAGAGAAGAACCUCUGUUUUGGUUAGUUUCCAGGAUAUUCGACAAUGCUCUGGACAGGAGCACACUGACUCCCAAAGCACUUUUUAAAAUAAUAAUUAUUUUAAAAUAUUUUUAUUUCAAAAUAAAUAAAUUGUAAUGAUUGUUUCAACUUUCUUCAAUUCCUUCCCCACUAAAAAGUUUAGGAUCACUAACUAGUGAAAUUUACCAGACUGGCUGUUCAUUAUCUGGUUUAGUAAACUGGAUUCUAUCAACCUAGGAGAUGGCAAGUGGAAUUAAAGUGUAAACAAGCUUGUAGCUGCAUCAGUGACAAUCAGUCAACUUCUAUUUAUUCCUUUUGUACUUGUCUUCUUCUGUUCCAUUUCUACCAUUAUUGAACUGCUGAUAUUGGCUCAGGGCUGAUGCCCCAGAAAUACAAAUGGGGAAGCUGUUCCAAGUAAAUGAUUAUCUGUUACAACCUUAGGUUCUAGGCUAAGUGCUCUUGCUCAAAGCACUUGGCUCCAUGAACUUCACUAGAUGCACACUUACACCCUUGUUUCAUCCUGUCCCAUUAUAUCUUUUGUUGGGCUGCUCCAAAUGGAUUCUAGCCAGCCAGAAAUAGUUCUCAGUUGGCAUUUCAGAAAUAACUGCUAUGAGCUCAAUAACAUAUUGGUGGAUGUUCAACAGAAAUCAUUAACUCCUUGGAUGGCUUGUUUUCUCUGAAUUUUGUUGUUGUUGAAAAUUAAAUCUCCUGGGCUGAAGAGCAGGUGGGGCUUGUCAAACUGGAAAGGUAGCCCCUCUAGGGAAACUGUUCCUAUACCUCCACUGCCUUGCAGGAUAUCUUCAGGACAACAAAAGGCUAAGGGGUAAACCCUACACAAAUCUGGAGUGGAGUUCCUAAGAUGGUUGGAUGGUGCCUUGUAUGACUCCUUCCAGCAACUCCUGCAGACAAGCUGGUGCCAAAUGCAUUACACUGCUUUCUUUUGAACUACAUAUCUUUAGGCAUUAGGGGAAAAAACAUUCCUCUUCUCCCAGGCCUUAAACAACCUAUGUAUCAGGGUGGAGGAGUUACUGUUUCUGUUUGUUACUAUGUUAUGUAUUUUUGUGUUCUUAUAAUCUAAACUGCCCCGUGAUCCUUGGAUGAAAGAAGGCAUAGAAAUGCAAGAAAUAAAAUAACACACAAAUGAGAUUCUUGGAAUAGCAGGAGCUUGUGGACCCUGACUGGAACAGACAGAUGAUAUCACCUCAAAUAGUGCCCCUCUAGUGGGAGAAAUGCAGUUUGCCAAUUUACAAUCCAGGAUGCCAAGCUGCUGGUAAAUGCUGUUAUCAGCCACAGCAAAGAGAAUUGCAGCAUGUCACUUGAAGGUCACAAGCAGCCAGAGAUGGGUAACUCUGUUAGUCUGUUACAGCAAAAAAACCCAAGAACAUUACAGCAUCUUAAAGACCAAUACAUUUAUUCCAGCAUAAGUGUUUGUGGACUAGAGUCCCCUUUAGCAGAUGCAUGAAGUCCUAUCCUGGAUUACAGAUACACACAUAGUUACAGGAGAAACAGUGAGGCCAGAGGGAACUGAAAUACAGUAACACAGGUGAUAUAAUUAAAAGUGGGCCAUUCACAAAACUGUUGUCAGAAAUAACACAGACACAGACUGUAUUAGUGACAUGAUACAAGAUGUCGCAGGUUUCUCCUUCAUGCCAUUUUGACCAAAUCUAUCUCUGCACCCAUAAAAACAACCAAACCUGUUUUAUUCUUCUUCUAGUUUUUAAAAACUUUCCAUGGAGGCCCUGUGCUCAUUCUCUGCAGUACCUCCUGUGAUUUUUAAAAUUUAUUUAAAAAAAAGGUUAUUCCCCUGACCCACCAAGAUUGUCCUUUAAGCUGCAGCCAUGGGCAUAAUGGAUGUAGGAACAUGAAAGGCAGAUGGCAUAGCACUAGACAUCUGCAGUGUUAGUUCCCCAGGGGAAGGCCACCUAAAUGUAAACAGCCCCCAAAAGAGGAAUGAGCUGCACCGAAGAGGAAAAUCUGAUUAUAUAAACAGACAUGUUACAAUCUUCUUGUCCUCUCCCCCAAAGCUAUUUGUGGUUUAACUUGAACGCAUACAAGCAAAAUGGAGUUCUAUCAGAGCACUAUUAGGACACCACCAGUAUCAACUAUGAUGAGACGAGUUCCUCCACUUGAAGAAAUCUAUAACCUUUUUGCAAUGCACCAAAGCACUGCAGAUUCUUAUAGGAAGAGACAGUUCUUAAAAUGGAACUUCCAAUCAGAGAGCAACUGUCCCACUUAGCUAAUACAAGGGUUGCCCUUAUUUGUCCUUCAUUAUGGUGACAACCAUUCCAGAUUGUGGUAUAAUCUAUUAAUAACAUCUCUCUCUCUCUCUCUUCUCCCUUUCUGUUUUUGAUCUCUAAGACAGGGAGUGAUGUCUGACAUAUCCCUACUUCCAAUGACACUACGGAGAAAGAUGUUAACAGCACACUGCUGUCAUCGGUAAAGCUUUGGCUGAUCUACUGAGUCAUUUUCUAAAAUUGAUGACAGUGAUGUUGCUUCAGUGUGGUAUUAUCUCCUACUUAUUUCACUGCUGAUGAUAUGAAGGACUUAAGCCUGCCAUUAUAAAAAGUACUGCGACUAGGGUAGUCAUCAUUGCAGAAUUCCAAUGGCAUCAUUGUUUAUAUAUUUAUUUGCUUUUUUAUAUUAGCAUGACACACAAUCCAGAGACCAAAAUCAUAUUCCAAAGCUAUUGUGAACAUUCACCUUCAAAUGAUAGGGAGCCCCAAACACAGGGGAUGCACUAAUUUCCAUCUGCAGGUAAGCUCCAAUAGCACCGUAUACAGGUAAGAAAGGGAAGGGGAGGGUUGCUGCAAAGUAUGCUUUCUUCUCAUGUUCCCCCUUCCCCUUUGCCAUAUGCAAAAGUUGCAUUUCGCCUCAACUGUAAUGCACCACCAACACUCUUACCCAAUAUCAGGGAGCAGUGUCUCUCAGACACAGGGAAAGCACAACCCCCUCAUGCAGCUACUUUCUCUAUUGGUGAAAGCUGUACACCAGGCAUCCCCAACCUUCGGCCCUCCAGGUGUUUUGGGACUACAAUUCCCAUCAUCCCUGACCACUGCUCCUGUUAGCUAGGGAUCAUGGGAGUUGUAGGCCAAAACAUCUGGAGAGCCGCAGGUUUGGGGAUGCCUGCCAUACACUGUUUCCACAGAUGGCCAAACAUUCAUGAGUACUUUUUGCCCAGGAGUAUCAAAACACAGAUGCAUGUUCAUUCUGCCUCUCACGCUGUGCUGAAAUAUAUAUUUAACUAAGGCCACCUCUCGGUGGUAACGGGGCACUGCAUUCACUCACCCUGCCUCCCCUUCGCCCUCUGUCUCACAUAAUAUCAUGAAGGCAAAUGAUGAGGUUAUAACUUACUUUGCAUACCAGAAUGCACUAACAGAAGCUGAUAACCAGUUUGAAUGUCACAAAUGGAAUUUUGUCUGCAUGCACUGCUUUAAAAUAUAGCGAUACAUUUCAGAGGUAUAAAUGACUUAUUUCGAGCUCGUUUUUGAUGUCUCAAAAUCAGCUACUGUAGUGUCAAAUUUCUUCAGAUUUAAAAAAAAAAAUCACGUUGGGAGACAAGCGUUUUCUUAUGUCCAUGCUAGAACUGCCAGGUUUCCAUGGUCUGGCAGACAGAGAAUGAUUCAGAGGUUUAAUGUUUCCUUGCAGUUAGUUGCAUAGCUCUUGCAGCACAUAAUGAGUGACUCACUACUCUGUCUCCCCUUUUUGUUUUUAUGCCCACCAGGAAUAAUAAUUUUAAAAAUGCUAGCUUUGCUUUUUCUUUUCUUUUUAAAGUGUGAGCUGAGGAAAUCCAGGUGAUCUCACAGCAAUCUACAGUUCUAGGAAUAGAAAAUGUUUUGACUCGCAACAGUCAAGCUCAGAACAGAUAUUUCUUUCUAAAUCUUAUGCAAACAUUUGAUGAGACGUGGAAGUCCCAGAAUGCUAUAAUUAUAUUUGAAUAAGGUUAUAUGUUAGAGCAGCAGUAGAUUAUUGUACAACUUGUGACAAUGGCCACAACCCCUGAUAACAGUAGUUCUCUUUGGUUCCUUGAUAUCUUUCCCAUGUGAUUUUUUUAAAAAACAAAAUUCAAAUGUGGUCUAAGGGAAAAUAUAUUCUCACUUAUUUUUUAGAAACAGAUUCUUGUGUCCUAUUGAUACUGUUGUCCUUUAGUUCUAUUUGUUGCACCAGUGGGCAAUAUAUCAUUUUUAAAUAAUUGGUUGUUUGCCAGCCAAGCAAUGGACUUGUUUUUAUUCCAGCCAGCUCUCAUUUCCAUUAAAAAAAAAUCCUAAGUAUCUUAUUCUUCUGACUGAUUACAUUUUCUGUGAAUGAAUGCAAAAUUUUAAAAAAAUGUUCACAUUAAACUAUAAUGUGUAUAUUUCUGGCUCUCUCUGUGUGUAUAUGUGUGUGUACACAAGUGAGUAAGGAUUGGCUAUGGCUCCGUGUCACAUGUAGUAAAGGUAAAGGUACCCCUGCCCGUACGGGCCAGUUGUGACCGACUCUAGGGUUGCGCGCUCAUCUCGCUCAAGAGGCCGGGAGCCAGCGCCGUCCAAAGACACUUCCGGGUCACAUGGCCAGCGUGACUAAGCUGCAACUGGCGAGCCAGCACCAGUGCCGCACACGGAAACGCCGUUUACCUUCCCGCUAUAAAGCGGUACCUAUUUAUCUACUUGCACUUAGGGGUGCUUUUGAACUGCUAGGUGGGCAAGAGCUGGGACCGAACGACAGGAGCUCACCCCACCACGGGGAUUCGAACCGCCGACCUUACGAUCAGCAAGUCCUAGGCACCGAGGUUUUACCCACAGCGCCACCCGCGUCCCUGUCACAUGUAAUAUCAUGAAGCAAAGCCCAGCCCAGCCCCGUUACACUCUCUUCUGGGUCCGAAAAUGGCCCGCACAUCCUUCUUCUGGGGAUGGAGAGGCACCAUUUUGUGGUUCACCUCAGGUACUAAAAUAUCUGUGGCCAUCCCUUCCUUAUACAUUCAGAUUCAACUAUCUAAACUGAAAUCAGCAGGACUAUUCAAGAGUUCCUGAAAUGGUAUACUGCAUAUGCUUUACUGCAUAUAUUCGUUUUACUUUUUGUAAACUGAUUUGAGGGUGGUUGGCUCCCCACCCCCAGCAAGCAGUGUAUAAAUGUUAUGAAAUAAAUAAGCACCACUGUACUUUUUAUUGCAUUACUAUUUAUUAUUGCAGCUAUUCAAGAGUGUGUACAGGUGAUACCUGUGGAGUGUUGUAUGCAUGUGGCAGCCAAUCCCAUAUCGUUCCAUCCCAGCCACAGGACCUCUGUCUUCGAAGGAUUUAGCUUCAACCGGCUCCCAUGUAACCAUCCAGCCACAGCUUCCAAACAUCUGGUCAGUGUGUCUGGGGCCGAGUCAGGAUGGCCAUCCAUCAACAGAUAGAGUUGGGUGUCAUCAGCAUAUUGAUGGCAACCCAGCCCAAAACUCCGGACAAGCUGGGCGAGGGGGCGCAUAAAGAUGUUGAAAAGCAUCUGUGUAAAACUUGGAUAAAACAGGGUUCUGGGCUCAAGUAUUAUGGGAUAUUGUUACUUUACCUACUGGUGAACUUUGUUUACUUAAAUGUGGAUGAACUUUUAAUCAAUGAACUUUUAAUCAUGAUCUUUUUCUUUUUUAAUGUAUCAUAAGGAUUGUAUUUAGACUGUUCGGGUUUUUUACAUGAACACCAGGAGUAGUUGGUGUGGUAAGGGAGCACUGUAUCCCCUCGUCUUGACAGUGGCACUACUGUUGCUUACCUCAAUGAGGGCAAAGUUGGGGCUACACAGACGUACCAGCAGAGCCAGCUUGGUCCUUCCACACAGUGCCACCUCGCCACCGCCCUUCCUCUGUGCUGUCUCAGUAACCGCUAUUGGGAGGGUGGCAACACAACAUUGCCCCAUUGUGCACCUGCACGAAAAACCACUUUGGGCAUAAAUGUAUUUGUAAACAAUGUGAUAAAUAGACUAACUGUGCUUCCAGACUGUUGCUAUUUUCAGGUGGGAUUCAAUCACAUAACGGUAAAUUUAAGUUGUGCAAUUAUAAUUGACUGGGACAUCAUCCACAACAAGCCCACUUCCCCCAAAGAUCAGACUUUUUGCAACUGGAAACAUGCCAGGAAAAUGCACUUAGCUUUGACAUGUCACCUCCCGGAAAACAAAGCAGAAUGAAUGCUUGUUAAACAGCCAAUACCCUUUCAUCUCACCGCAAACAAAUUAAAGAGGGAUACACAAUAAACAGGUUGUCUGGAAGCACCCUAUGACUAAAUAUUAGUCUGUGCAUAUAAUCUUGGCACCCCCACCCCACCCCCUUGUGCUUGAGGUAAAAAAUGAAGGCGUUCCUUUUAUCCACUUACACAGGAGUAAACCUCAAAGCCAAGGGAACUUUUCUACAAAUCAGUUACAUUCCAUGUGAGACAUUAUAGUAUCAGGUUGGGGGAGAAGUGGGCGUGUGUGUGGUAAAACUUACAUUCUUUUAAUUAGUGUAUGUGUGGGGGGUGCAUAGGCGUCACUUGGGUAGGUUCUCUUUCUAUUCAUUUAUUAUUUUUCCUUGCACUCACUACCUGGAAAAAAGAGACAAUGCACAUACUUUUGUAACCUAAGAAAAUCUUUUAACAAAAAAAUAUUUUUAAAGAAAGAAAGCCAAAUGAACUUUCUUCCAAGAACUAUGAGCAGGUUAGAGCAGAUCCAUCUUGUGGCACACAGAUGACACGUGCUGACCUGGCCUCUCCAUCCAGCCCGCGGGGAAUCCCUUUUUGUGUGUGUGGGGGGGUGACAAUGUGCCCCCUCUUCUUUCAGGUUUCACCCGUGGCUGGGCAGCCCCCAGCAGCCCCAACCAACUAAUCAAUGUGGCAGCUGGGCAGCUCCUAGCCCUCCCGCCCCCCUCCGGACCCCAGUCCCUUGGCUCCUCCCACUUCAUUCAUCUCAUCUGUGGUUGCCUGUUGGCGCCUGUUUGGGUUUCCUCGCCUGCAGCCAAUAGCGGUGAAUGUUGCUCAGCAGCCAGAGCCACAGCCGCCUGCUUCUGUUGGGGCGAAGGGAGGAUUCUGGCGUCUCCUUCCUCAGCAGUCGGGCGGGAGUAGACAACUCCGGAGGUGGGGAAAAGCAUCCCUCACCCAAGCAGGGCAGCCCGCUGAAGAGAGGCCGGCUGUGGCGCCCCGCGGUCCGUGCGCGCUGGCCUGGACUUACGCGAAGGCGGGAGAGAGCGGUUACCUCAGGGCUUGUGGCGCGGAGGGCUCUGCAAGAAGCAGGUAUUGAGGAGAAGGCGGCGCGCGCGGUGGGGUCGGGGCUGAGGCGGCUGCCCUGGGCGCGCGCUGACGUGGGCUCGGCGGGAGUGGAGUCCGCGCGCCCAGGAGCGGGAAGGAAAGAGGGGCAGGAGUGGGCUCCUCGCCGUCGUCGUCCAAGGUUUGGGCUGGGCUGGCUGCUGGGGAAACGGCCCUCGUGCACGCAGGUCGUUGUUCUCCUCCCUCUCCACCCCGUAACGUGUGAAGGGAGAGCUCUCCUGCAGAAACUUGAAGGGGGUUCGUGUUCCUCCACUUCUUCCCUGUGGGCUCUUCCUUGCAGGAUAAGAGGCACCUGGGUUCUUUCUGUUGUCUGAGGAUGUCGCGCUGCUGCAACGUGUGUUUCUGAGGGCUUCUCAGUUGCGCGGGCAUUGCUGCAGGCGUCCCUCGCCUGAGUUCAGAGCACGGGCGUCCUAAUUGAAAUUAUAAUUUGAAAAACCAAAUAAAUAAUUUUUUAAAUAAAACAAGAGCACGGAGUCCUCGCUCUUUAAGGCUGCCUCCUUAAGACGGCUGUCCAAACACCCUUCCCUUGAAACAACGAAGAGGUGGGAUGGGAGGAGGAGGGGUGGUGCUGGUAAAUGCUUCACGCGUUAUUGUGGUCUGGGGUGUAUGUGGGCUAUGAAAACUUAUGCCCAGCGAUAUGCAUAGUCUUCUACUGCAUAUCCGUUUCUGAAGUUCAGGGAUAAGUGCUCUUCCUUCUGCAGUCAAAACAGCAGCCCCUGCACGUAAGAGGGAAGCACCAGCAAACCUGGGAGAAUUGCAAAGUUGGCAGAAAUGUUUUGGGGUGGGGAAAAACUUUAAGGUGAGAACCCCGGGAACAACUUAUCAUUAUGAAACUCUUUCCAUGAGGCAUCCCAAAGCCAUUUACUAUUCAAUGAGGAUUCAAUAUGCUUGGUUGGAUCCUACCUGCUAUACCUAUAAAGCGCAUUUUCCUCUCAAGGAAUUCUGGGCACUGUAGUUUACCGCUUGGCAAAUUUUCCCAGUAUCCCUUAAAUUACAGUGCGCAGAAUUCUUUGCAGAAAAAUGUGUUUUCAUUGUGUGGUUUGCACACCAUUAAAGGAUUAAGAAGAAAGGUGUGUGUGUUCCCUGUGUCAUGAAAAUGGGUUCAGUUCCUUUUUCUUCUUCUUCUUCUUUUUGGCAUUUAUUUCCAGGGAGUUGGUGAGACAUUUCUGAGGAUGUUCCUGCUUGGCUCAAAGCUCCUGUUGCUGGCUGUCCUUUUUGGGGUGGCCCACGCAGCUCCUGCUUCAGAUAGAGAUGAGCAGCCUGAAGAAGUACUACUAAACUUUCCCAAGGAUGAAGCUAGUCUGAAUGAAAUGUUCCGAGAGGUAGAAGAGCUGAUGGAGGACACACAGUACAAGUUGAGGAAUGCAGUCCAAGAGGUGAGACUUGCUGUCCAGAUCGAUUGGUACAGCUGUGGAUGAGAAAUGGGCAGAAGGUUAACCUUAAUACUAAGCAGAGUGACUUCUUUUUUUUUAACAUACAAAACAGAACUAGUUUGUUUGAAAUAUUUGCUUGAAAACCCACAGUUGGGUUGAUCAGGACAAUGAGAGUGUGGCAAAACAUGGGGGAAACUGUGUUCAGAGUUCCCUAAAUGGUGGAUUGGUGGAUUUUUGCUUGUUUGUCAGGAAUUGGACCAAUCUAUUCAGGCUAUGCAUUUAGAUAAUACGGGUUCUCUUCCUGAGCUACUUGUCUGGAUAAUGAGCAUGCAAACCAUAGGGGAUAUGGAAACAGGCUUAGAGCUGUGUCCACCUUUCAGUAUUGCUGCAUCAACAGUUCACUUGCAUCCUCUCUGUUCUAGGCAUCUGUGAGUAAUGGAGGAGUUCUUGCUGAAGGACAUUAAAAAUAUCUGCAGACAGCAUAGCUCCAAAGAAUCUUACAGUAACUGGGUCUCCUAGUGUAACACUUUUCAACAGAAGUAGUAGAUGCCAGAGCCAAAAGAGAGGGUGGGGGAAAGAAUGUGAGAGAACAGGGCACUUAAUCACAAUUCUAAAAUGCACACACCAUGAGAAGUGCAGGUACCGUACAAAUAAGUUAUUCAUUGUUCACAUGAAUCCAGGUGCAGAGCUUGGAAGAAGCAGGCUUUAGGCAUCCAUUGCUGUCAUCUACAAAUCUCCACUUUCACUUUGCACAAAGGAGAAUACAUUAGCUGCUGUUCCCGUUCCUCUUUUCUUUCUCUGAAGUUGCAUAUGUUUCUUCUGGCCAAUAAUGCUAGGGUGGGGGUGUAGUUUGACCUUGUUCCCUAGCCUCAGUAAACAUUUUGAUAAUGUGAGGGAUUUGCUGCAGUUAGUUGUCUGGGGUGCUUUCACACUAUUACUACACAGCCCGAUAUGUGGCUCCUGCCCCUGCUAAUUUCAUGAUGGAUAAAAUCAGCAAAUGUGGAUGGCUGAUCUGCUUUUGAAGCAAUGCUGGCAGGCUUAUUACACACCACUGUUACAUUUCACUUGCAUUUUUACAUUUACCUUCCAGUUCUGGAUACUGCUAAGUAUGCCUUCUUCUGCCAAUAUAUAUAUCUAGAAUAUGGUUUUGUUAUCUUCCGGACCCAGGGGCAUCUUCCACCAUCGUCAUUACAUACUGUUACAGCAGGAAAUGGCCAUAGAUUUCCUGAGUGGCAUAAAAGACAAGAAGGAACAAUUGAAUGUGAUAUGGAAGAUCCAUAUAAACAGGUUACAUUGGCAAUAGUAGUACUAUAUCCCAUUAUCAUCCCAUGGGCGGGGGAGAAUUAUCUUAAUGCAAGGGAUGAAAUUUGCUCAGCGCUUUUCUAAACUGAUAGUUAUGUCCUACAGGAAACAAAGAUUUUUGGGAGGAAAGAGAUAGCUACAGUCCUGAGUAUAGUUACUAGUGAGUAAGCCUUGUUACGCAUAGGAAACUCCCCCCCCCCCAUAUGUGUGCCUUCCAGUAGACCCUCAAAGUUGCUUAUGUGUUUACAAGUAUUUUAAAUGCUUGCCUAAGUUUUAUAAUAACCCAGCUAGCUCAUCUGAACCUCGUUUGCUUAGAUUACAUUUCUUAAAAAAUAAAUAAUUGGUUGAGUAUACUUUUAAGACUUUAGGAAUGAAUGGAGCUUAGCUGCAAACUCAAAUGAACUUAUACAUGACCUGAAGGGAAACAUAGAAAUGGCUGCUUGAAACCUAUCUAGUCUUGAGUAUGAUAUGACCCACCUCCAUAUUAUUGCUCCAGAAACCUUACCCUUUUGCAGUGAGAGUCCUAACUUUACAACCCUGGAAUAUUUCACAUGCAAUUUAUGGUAUAAGCUAAGGAACAGGAAAGCAUACUUUUCCAGUGGCAAAAUGAGUGCUAGUGCUGGUUGGAUGUAGUAACCCUGCAACAGAAACACUUCUCUAAAUGAAAGAAGGCAUUGCUUGAUUUUGUGUUUUCUGCAUCUUCCCCCAACAAAUGUAUUAAAUCUGUGCAUUUGUUGUACGGGAAAUUGGCUGGAAAGGAUGUUAUUGAAGACUUGCUUUAUGUCCCUGCUAAUUGUCCACUGUUUAUGAUUCCUGGUUUGGGAACCUUUCCCCAUCCUGUACACUGUUGCACAGAAAUAAUUAUUCUGUUGAGAGAUUAUCAUAAUGUCUGUUUCUCCAGAUUCAGCUUGCUCUCCUCCCUUUAUCCUGCUGCUUCACAGCAUUUUUUAUUCGCUACAAACUGCAUGCCUACCCAUCAGUUCAAUUGUUUAUAACUUGGCUUCUAACAAUAAAAGCUUGUUCAGAGGAAACAAGUAUCCAAAAUUGCAUUUGAAAAUGUCAGUUUCUCAAGAGUUACAGUAAAAGCUUUUUAACAGGGUUGUGUAUGCAUGAUGUAUUUUUCUUCACCUUUAACACUGGCAACAAUCCAAAGAAGUGAGGGUGGGUGCUGAGGAACAUAAAUCUUAAAAGUAGCUUGUGUUUGAGGAGGGGACAGAAAAGAGGGUGAAAGUCUUACUGUCUGAACUUGAAGAUUUUAUUUUCUUGGCCAGCAGUUGUUGUUGUUUUUAAGAUAUGUUUGCAACUUCUUUGUGAAAAAGCUAAUGGUUUCUGUCUUGUGGGGCUCCAGUAGUUAAAUUUCAGUGGUUUUAAUGGAGCAGCAGGAGGGAGAGAACAAGGUUUCUGUUUGUAUAGUUGAGAGUAAUCCAGCUGUUUCAAAUUUGUUUUCCUGAGAGACUGAAAUGAAUAUGGUUGCACUUUUCUUCAUCCUGAAUUUUAAUAGCUUACUCUUGCAUGGGUUGCAUUUCCUCCUCUGAAAACUCUAGAUUGGAAGAUAAACACCACACCCCCAAUUUUCUUUCUUUCUUUCUUUCUUUCUUUCUUUCUUUCUUCCUUCCUUCCUUAUACAUCCAUUGCUUAUUUGAGCCCAGGUUUGGCCUAGAAUCUGUGUCAAGUUCAGGUUUGGGAUAUGUGAAAUGAUGAAUGCUUUUUUGACUCUAUUCAGGUUCCUUCUCUCUCUGGGUAGAUGGGAACAGCUCAUAGUUCUGCAUCUGGGAUUAGGCAAAAAUCUUCCUUAUCAAAAGAAAUUAUGUCCAGGCAAGGUUGACCCUUGGCACUUAAUUUUGUAAAGGUCAUGGUACCUAUAAACUGCCUCUACCUUCUGCUUCUAGCACUCUUAAAACAUUUUUCACUGACACUGGUGAGAUAUCAGUGUUGCCUUGUUUUCUGUUAUUGGCACCCUCCAGCACUUUGAACUAAAUGACAAUGUAAUCAGUGGGCAUGCCUUCCAGAAAUGUGUUGACAACUGAAGCACUGGUUACAGCUUUUCCCUUUGCUGCAGGAAUCUGGGAAAUCAUUGUCCUCCUCCUACUCUUUCAUGUUUCAUACGAUAAGGGAGAACAAUAAUGGUCCUUCUCUAAGGAAAAACUUUUAUCUCCUUCCUAACACGUACAUUUAAGAGGGCUCUUGUUAACAUGGGAAUGAUUAAAUUAUAUUGAUAUAAAUUUAAAUUUAAAUCUGACUACUAUAUUUGGUUUUAAAGUUCUGCCUUUGUAACACUUCUGGGUCCAUUAUUGAAAAAGCUAUAGGUUUCUAUGCUGCUUUACUUCCUGUUGACAUAGUCUCUCUCUCUCUCUCUCUCUCUCUCUCUCUCUCUCUCUCUCUCUCUCUCUCUGUGUGUGUGUGUAUAUAUAUGUAUAUGAGAACCAGGAAAGGAAAUGGAAGGAAGUCAGGAGGUUAAAGAGAACUUCUGAAAAGAUGUUUUUUGUUUUAGUUCUUAUAUUCCGUGUUGUAUAUUUUGUAUUUCUUAUUCUCUUUUUUGAUGGAAAACAAUUGUUGAAUUUGAAAUUGUAAAACCAAGAAAAAUCUACCGUAUUUACACACACAAAAGACAUAGUUUGAUUACAUAUGGCCUUGGACUUAAUCCCAAUCUCAGUUUAAUUGCUGAAUUGCUGGUUCAUGCAAGUUGUAACCCCAUACUUUAGUUACUGGAUAGCUGUGUCAGUUUGCUUUGAAAUGAGACUUCAGCUGUCCAAAUAAAAGCCUUAAAAUAGGUUUGCAGUUUGUGAGUAAAUAAUGUCUUUCUUUAAAAUGAGUAAUGAAACAAACCCAUAUUGAAAAUAAUUGCUCCACAAUAAAAUAUAAAAAUUUGUUGUUGUUGGGUGCCAAUCCAUUCAUUAUCAGUAAAAUAAAUCAAUGACACUAACGAGGCUACAUUAAAAUAUUAAGGCAAGCCAUAAAUAAAGUCAGCCCACAGGCCAAAAGCCUUGAUAACAGAAAGUCAAAGAGAGACUCCAUAGAGGAAGCCCCACUGCUUGAGUUCAGUUAUUGAGAAGGCCCUUUUCUCAUUCUGCUGCCAAAUUUAUUUAUAUCCUAUGCAGAUGCUUACAUGCCACACAGGGCAACUGACAACAAAACCAGCCAUAAUACAUAAUAUAUAUGUGCCUCGAAUACUGGAGGGACUGAGAGAAGGACCACUCCGGAAAAUAGCAAACUCCAGGCAGGUUCAUAUGAGAGAAUAUGGUCUUUUAAAGUAAUCUGAUUCCAAGCUAUAGAGGGAUUGUGCUCCUAAACACAUUGGAAGUCAGUGAAGGCAGUCACAUGCUUCCGAUAGCUGAGGUUUCUGAACAGUUUUCAAAGGGAGCCCCAUAUUUAGCAUUUUGUAGUAAAACGUAAGAAGAUGAUCUGACAAAUCUAGGAAUGGGCAUAAUUGGCACACCAGUUUCAAUUUAUGCAGAAGAAUUCCUGGCUACCACUGGGACCUGCAUAUCCAGGCUUAGAGAUGGAUUCAGGAGGACACCCAGACUGUUUCUGGGUCUUCAAGGGAAGUGCAAUCGCAUGCAAUACAGUCUGAGCCUUUGUUUCCUGAUCUCCUGUUCUACUGACCAAUAAUGCUUCUGUUUUGUCUGGGUUAAAGCUAUAGUUUGUCCAUCCAUAUCUGAAUUGUUAUUAAAUCCAGACACCUACAGGUCUUCAGUAGCUUCUGUGGAUUCAUUAAAAGACUUUUGUAUCACAAUGAGCAUCUGAUUCAAACUUAAUUCUGGCUUUCAUCCAUUGUAUAGCUGAAUGUAUCUUGGAGUGUUGUGUUAGCUAAUUUGUGCAAGGUGUUAAAGCUUAAGACAUGCAUAGGGAGCAAAAGGAGGGUACCUGAGAGAGAGUACUAGGAAGUAACUGUCUUGGUCCAGAGGGUUUGGGAGCUUAUUUUAGAAUAGGAUGCUGAGUAGAUUACAUCAUUUGUAUUCCUUACAAAGCUUUGUUGGCACUCUUAAGUGAUUUGACUGUGGAUGGCAGUCUCUGCUGGCUCUGUCCUUUUGUGUAUGUUUCCAUUUUUCAAUUGUUUUAAUCCUAUUUUGCUUAUGUCACCAGGGAACUUAUUUUAUGGGAAGACUAAAAAUGUAAUAAUCAUUACAGAAACUGGUAUAUUAACAGCCCUUUGCAAUUAUCUGUCAGGUAGGUUGUUAGUAGAACAGAGCACUAAAAAUUAUUCUUAUGUCAAAGAUGUGUGUUCUACUCUGUGACAAACUACACCUUUAAUUCAAAGAUGUGUCAUACAGCAGAUGAAACAGAAAUGAUUUUGUUGCCUGCACUUAAUAUAUUCUGGAUGUGAUUAGGCCCCUGCUAAAUACUUUUCUUUACAAUGUGUGAACUCCCAUUUCAGUGGAAAACAGACCUCUAGGAAGAGUUUCCUGUAAUGUAGGAACAGCUAAGUAUCAUUACGCAUAUGCCAGAAUUUCCAUCAUAUGAUCCUUCAGUGUAUUAGGUUUACACAGUAAGAACACUUUUCCUUUUUCCAUAACACUGUAGCUUGGUUUUGGAUAUUUCAGCACACAAGAAUGUAAGUGAUAGUAGUAAAUGGAAAGGAGAGUCAGUAAGGAAUAUAAACAAUGUCCACCCAACACUACAAUUCUGAUUUAUAACACAUCACAUGCUUUCCCUAAAGUUGAACAUGUGACAUACAUUGUUAAAAUUGCUGCAACCCUGAACAGAGUCUGUGUCCUUUGUGCUGAAGAACUGAACAGUGUACUUAUGCACAUGGGAAGAUGGGAGUGUUUAUUCAUGAGUAGAGUUUGACUCUUAUUUGGAAAAUAAGAGCCAACCCAGUUAGCCCAUUCUGCUAGCUGAAGCCAGAGCAAGGAAUCCCACUAGCAUAACAGGGCUUUCCCCCUCUCCACCUGUGUACCUCCUCCCCCCAAACUGCUCUGGAGGGUCUUGAAAAUCUCCAGAACUGCACAUGGUGGAAAGGGAAGGGCUGUCACUCCAUUGGGCAAACAGGAACAGUUGCACUGAUGGAAUGGUCUCCUUAGUAGUAUGUUGAAUUCCAUCCUUAAUCUGUUCAGUAAUAAUCUGUGCUGCCAAUAAACUCAUAUGGGUUGGCAUGCUGUUUGUGUUAAGACCUGAUCCCUGGUUAUGUGAACACCUCCUUGCCCUGAAUUCUGGACUUUUGCAAUAGCUUAAACUGGUCUGAAUCUAUCACCAUGAGUACACUGAGAGCGGAAUAAGAGGACAUGGCUAAUCUGUUUAUUCAUGAAGUGGGAAUGAAUAUUGAAUUUCUCUCACUUCUAAUCAUACCUGUGGUUCCUACCAGAAAUGAUAUAAAAAGCUUGUUCACAAGUCCCAACUCCUGUUUUUGAAUAGUCCCUAGUGGAGCCUCCUGGAAGUGAUUGUGAUUGCAACAGGGGUAGCAUCUCCUGUUUUGCCACCACCUGACUUGCUCCUGCCACUACCUUGCACCCUGUUGCAUACACUGCUGGUGGUGAAGUGCCACCACCAUCAGCACCAAUUUCAGGCAAGAUUGCAGUGAUCUGGGGUGAUAUCCUGUGCAAUUUUGGUCAAGAUUUGCCAAAAACAUGCACCACUGGAGGAGGCAGCAGGACAGGCAGGGUACCCAUGGGGGUGCCACCUGGGGUACUUCUGCCACCUGAGGCAGCGCCUCACCCUGCCUAAUGACUGGGCUGGUUCUAGAUUGCAAUAUAGGUGGGUGGUGAAGUUGACUUGAGAAUGCAUUUAGCCAUCUGCUCUAGCCUGAUUAUAGGUUUGCCUUCUGUUUGCUCAAAGCAAACGUAACACAGUUUCUUAGUUCCAUAGUUCUAAUGUGUUAGGACAGUUCAAACAUCUAUCUUGGGAAGUACAGGAAUAGGCAAAUAAUUGAAGAGGAGGGGUGGAUUACUCUCUUCCCUUAACAAGUGAUAACAAAAGCACAGCAAACUGACUUCUCCGUCAAACGAAAUAGUAGCAAACAAAGGAAAAGAGAACUUUCAGUGCAGUAGUCUUUACAAUCUCUUAUCAGUGAACUAAUUCUGUUUGUCUCUCUUUCCUUUUCUUUCCCAUGAAUGGGUGUGUCUGGCUUUUUCCUUCUCUGGAAAAAAAUUGUCACACGAACAUUUUUAUAAAUUGCAGCAUUUCUAGGUUUGGCUGGACAGGAGAAGUAUUACGUUACAUUUUAUAUCUGUAUACCACACACUCUAGCACACAUCAAAUACCCAAAUGGGAUUAGAUAACUUUGCGUUUACAGUAAGCCCUCAACUUGUGCAGGGGUUAUGUUCCUAAAGCCAUGUAUAAUUCAUACUUAAUUUUCUAAUUCCAAAGGCUACACAGUAGGUUAUGUUUAAAUCUGCAAUGGAUUCCUAUUGGUGGCACAAUUUGGUUGCUUAACUGCCUGGAGGCGGUUGGAGAAUGGUUGUUGGUUAACAGAUUGAGCUUGAAUCCUGACAAGACUGUUUUUGGGGGACAGAGGGCAGGCAGGUGGGGGGAACUCCCUGGUCAUGAAUAGGGUAACUGUGCCCCUGAAGGACCAGGUGCGCAGCCUGGGAGUCAUUUUGGACUCACAGCUGUCCAUCGAGGCACAGGUCAAUUCUGUGUCCAGGACAGCUGUCUACCAGCUCCACCUGGUAUGCUGGCUGAGACCCUACCUGCCUGCAGACUGUCUUGCCGAAGUGGUGCAUGCUCUGGUUAUCUCCCACUUGGACCACUGCAAUGCGCUCUAUGUGGGGAUACCUUUGAAGGUGACCUGGAAACUAAAACUAAUACAGAAUGUAGCAGCUAGACUGGUGAAUGGGAGUGGCUGCCUGGACCAUAUAACACCAGUCCUAAAGUAUCUUCACUGGCUCCCAGUGAGCACAAUUCAAGUGUUGGUGCUGACCUUUAAAGCCCUAAAGGGUCUCGGUUCAGUAUACCUGAAGGAGCAUCUCUACCUCCAUCGUUCUGCCCGGACACUGAAGUCCUUCUCCUCGGGUCUUCUGUUGCUUGCCUCACUGCAAGAAGCGACAUUACAGGGAACCAGGCAGAGGGCCUUUUCUGUAGUGGUGCCCGCCCUGUGGAACACCCUCCCUUCAAGUGUCAAGGAAAUAAACAACUAUCUGACUUUUAGAAGACAUCUGAAGGCAUCCCUGUAUCAGGACAUGUUUAAUGUUUGAUGUUUUUGUAUGUUUUGAUAUAUGCUGUGAGCCGCCCACCUGUAGUAUUAGCCAGUGGUGGCUGGUGGUGUGGAGGACAAAGCAGACAACCAUAUGCAGAGUCAGAGUCAGGGAUAACAAGAAGCAGAGCUAUUGGUAGUUGAAGUCCUGCAAGGCUGCAGUCCUGUGUAUGCUGACAUGAAAGUAAGCCCCACAGGACUUACCUCAGAGUAGAAUGCAUAGGUUUUUGUUAAUCAUCACAAUAUAAUUAGUCAUUACAUGCAGGAAUAAUACAUCGUUCCUAUGGAAAAGGCAGCAAACAUUGUCUUUAGGAAGGAAAUUAUUUUGCAAUACUCAGUUCUAGUCUGGUGCAUGUUUACUUAGAAUCUAGCCCUGCUGAAUGCAGUAGGACUUGCUCCCAGUGUUUAGAUUGUGAUUAGCACAUUUUCUCCACACAGGGUUCUUGUGCUUUUAAAGCUGCAGGGGAGGCAGAUGUACAGGUGUAGCUUUUCCUAGAAUGAAGAUUCAGCAAACUUGACAGCCUGCUUCAGCAUCAAAAUGAAUCACCAUGUUUGAACAGUCAGAGAUUAGUUGCAAAACUCUUUCAGGGCAUGCAAACCUGUCGGACCCAGAGACUAGCUAGCUUAAGACCCACAGUGUGUGCCAAUCAGAUAAGUAAACAAGAAAUCCCUCAUCCCCAACCCUGCAUUUCAGGUCCAUUUCAGGGCAUGCAAAGACCAGAAGACUACUUUGUUUGCUCUGAAGGCAAGUAAAAUUACAGCAGUGUGGGGAGCAUUGAUGCUGCUGGCCAGGUUUGGACAUGGCUGCUGCUGUCAGUGGUCAGCAUUCUGAGAGUAACUCUUGGGAGUCAGCUGUCAGUGCUUGAAGCUAAUUGAUUGUUCAAGUUAGUACUCACAGUCCUUGGCGCUGAUUGUCUGUGGCUGUCUGUCAUGGAUAUUAUUUUUGCAAAUAACUGUGUCCUUGCCCUCUUUGAAGGCUAUUUUUUUAGUGGGAGUUACUUUGUUUUCUGGACAGUUAUGGGAUCGGGGCCAGGUCACAUUGAUGUAGGCAGAAUGUAGAGUCUCCAAUAAUAUACAUAAUUUGUUGAGUGGUGCCUAUAAUUAAUAAUUGCUUUAGAUGCUGUCUAGUAUUUAUUACUUGUUUUGAUCAUGAUUUUGCUAGAUGGAGGCAGAAGAAGAAGGUUCUAAAAGGAUAGAAGUUGACUUUGAGAAGCUACCUGCCAACUACCACAAUGAAUCGGACACAGAUACAAAAAUUGGAAAUAAAACCAUACAUAGUCACCAAGAAAUUAAUAAGGUAAAGAGCUGCAUUUUGUCUGUAAUUUAUAUUGUCUGUGCCGUGGUAACAAUUGGAUUUCUAUAAUACCUUUUGCACUGUACUGCCCCUGGAAGGCUGGUUGAAAGUUUACAGCCGCUGGCAGAAUCAUGCUGCCCAUGUGCUAACAAUAUAGUAAAGUAACUUUUGUCCAUUUCCAAUAUCUGGGCCCAGGCCAAGAUGUUGGCUUAUUGCCUAUAAAAGCUUCAGUGGUCUGAGCCAACGUAUAUGGAAGGGAAAUUGUCAAGGCAUUGAAAAAGGCAUAUUUAGUGUGAAGGAGCUGGGUGUAGACAAGCUGAGCAGAAAUGUAUUAUUACAGUAUAAUCCUAUGCAAGUCAACUUGGAAUAAGUGUGAUUGUGUUCAGUGGGGCUUACUCCCAAGUAAGUAUGCAUAGAGUUACAUUGGUAGCCUCCUUUUGACUCGCCUUGAGGUCUGUGGAAAGUAGUCUAGAGAUGCUCCUACAAGGGUUACAGCCUUGGACUGCAACACUGCCCUCCAUUUCUGUUGCAUGUUUGGUGAACAAAGCAUUCCAAAUAUUUUUACAUAGUAAGGAGUAAAUUUCAUGCUUUCUUUUUAAAAAAAUGUGCACCCCUCAUAUCUUUCAUUUAUAUCAUUUCCUUGAUGAUAGUUCAAAAUAAUGGGUAUUUUUUAAAAAAUAGGGAUUAAUACAUGGGGAUUAGAAACACCCCAUAUCUCUGUUUAACUGAAAUGAAUUUAAAAUAUUGAUUUAAUGUACUGUGUUUAUUUGCAAUAUUAGGCCACAGAUAACAAGACUGGAUCGACUAACUAUUCUGAAACUAUUAUUACAUCAAUACGGGAAGGAGAGAGCAAAAGGAAUCAUGUAAGUGACUUCUGCUUUUGAAAAGUGAAGACAAACUCCUAACUUUCCAAAGAUGUUCAGCGCUGUAUAUAAUGGGCAGUACCCAUUCCUUUUGUCUCCCUGCCCCCACAAAAAAAAAUCUGGUGGUUCUCUCACUCCUCCAGAGCAGGCAUGGGGGGCGGGGAGAAGAAGUUCCAGUGCUGAGCCCAAAGUAGUGGAACUGUUUAGUUGGAUAGCGCCCAAUGGCUAAACUGUUAGGGUUGAUGGAUGGUCCAUUUGUUUCAGUGAUUCAUAUUUAUAGACUGCUGUGUGCCUCAUGCAGAGAACUGAAGUAAAUAAUGUGCCUCAUGCUAGAGACAAGGUUCAGGUGCUUGUUUCUACCAUGUCUCUCCAUGUGGUGUGGGGACAAUGUUGUGCCUCAGGAACAUGUGUGAAUGGCAUGCAAACUUUUGGCAAAUCCUGCACGCAUUGUAGUCCGACUUGCCCAGUUUGCACAAAGGUUAUGUUGUACCGUGCUUGCAUUCUGCUAAGGUAUUUGUCACUGUGCAUCCCAUUAGCUAGGCCAGAGUUAAAACCAUCAGGUCACUUGAUACCUGAGCCAUGGCAUCAUUCAGGGGAGGGCAAAUCUUCUGUUGUGAUUUUUGGCUUAUUCCCUCCUCUGACUUGCUUUGCUAUUAGUAGGUAAAAUUCUAGCUGACAUUAAAUACAGUGGUUGAAAAAACUGCCCAAGUCUCGUGCUUUUAGAAGAAAAGCCGUUUGAAGUCCAUAUAGCUUUUAAAAUGUUACUUUAAAUAACAUGGACACAAAGAUAAUAGAAGCAAAGCCUUACUUUAGAACUCCCCUCACAAAAGAGCAUAUUUCGCACUCCCAUUUUGGUGACAGCUCAGCUGAUGUCCUUUCUGGCCCCCAAGUGAAAAUAUCUAUUCCUAGUCCCUAGAACAGGAACUGGGCUUUUUGCCAGUACUGGCACCAGAGUCCAGUUCUUGGAAGGUGCUGUGUUGUUGAAGAGGCGCCAUUUACAUACUCAGACCAACUCUUCCUUACUCAGAUUUCAGCUGCGAUUGAUGGCACUAAGAUGGAUAUUAGGCUUUCAUCCAAGAGUUUCAUGAACUUGAGCUGUGAGCUGAUGGAGCUGAAUAAAUUGUGGCUAUCCAUUGUGGUGCCACUCGGGUAUUUUCUUAAACCUACAUUUAAUAUUGACAAAGUUUAAAAUAAUUUCUCAGAUUUUCAGUCUGGAGCAAUGUAUACUUUUAAUUUUAUAGAGCUUUUCUUGCUUUGAAAUUGUGGAUCAUAAUCCAUGUUUGUUUUGUUUUUGAUCAGAGGAAUUCUGAAACAAAUAUUGGAAAGCCUCAAAAGAUAAUUGAUAGCAAUAAGUGAUGAUGCAGCCUUGAAGAUGGUGCAGGCUUAUAUACUGGUGUUACUAGUAAAUAUACUUUAUUUAAAAUACUUAAAUUACAUAUUACCCUACAUAAGUGCAAGGCAGCUAAUAAAAGAAUAUUAAAAUAUGAUAAUUCUAAAAAGCAACAAGAAUAAAGAGCCAGCAGGUAAAACAAUUAAAUCUGUGCUUUAAAUGUUGGUGCGUGUCAUUCCUUAGUCAAUUUGUAUUGGGUUGAAGAAACUUACUAGAAGUCUGAGAAAAACCCUCUUGUUGUAUGCUAAGCAUCUGAAUGUAUAAAGCUAGGCUGCUGGGCAUCUGUUCCUUGCUUCAAGUCCUAACAUAUACUGGACGAUAUAAAACAUUAGCCCCCUAGUUGCAAGGCCUUGUUUUUGGGAACGUAAGUUACUAGAAUUGCUUUUGAAGAAAUUCCCCAGAAGAGGUGCACUAAGAAGCAAAGUCCCAUAGCCUCUGUGUCUGCAGUCUUACCUACGAGUCUUUAGCCUUUUGGAAAACAUUGUCUCUGUCCAGUGUUAAAGGGUGGGGAAAGCAUAAAAUGUCACCUGCUUUUGAAAAUUUAUGGGUAUAAACUGGGAGUAUGGUGAGUGGGAUGAUACAGAAGUGCUGGAAGCUCUUGGCUCAUGCAGUAUAUUCAUGAUGUGAUGGAGAUGGAUGUGGGAAGAUGACACUUCAGUUUCCAUGUACUUAUCAUUUUCUGCUUAUUGCUGAUCCCAAAUCAAAUCAGCAGGUGUAAACAAUAUUGCAACCUGCAGCUGCUAUAGCCCAUCAAAAAGAAUGCUGGCACGCUAAAUUGAGUUAUAGGUUGUUUGGUUUGUUAAUUUGUUAAAAUGCCCUAGCCUGCAGUAGUUCACUCCAAGGGGGACUGAUAAUCAACUAAAACAAAUCAAUAUAAAACAGAACCAAACCAAACCAAACCAUGAAAGCACAGUAGACAUUUUAAAGCAUAUAGGUGAUAGCAAACUACCGGUAAGUCAAGCCCAGAGUAGCCCCAGUGCAAUAAAUGAACUUAAGAUAGAACUCUAUCAAAUCUCAUUGCCCUAAAUAAGAAGCUCCCACACCACACAUGGAUCAGGUCCAUGAAUGCACAAUAAGUAAAUGCUGAUGGGGGUGAACUAGGCUGUGUGUGUGUGUGUGUGUGUGUGUGUGUGUGUGUGUUUGUGUGUUUGUGUGUUUGUGUUAUCCUCUCCUCUCAGUCCAGCUGAAUCCAGUGAGUGCAUGAGAAAGAAGCAUAGAGGAAUGACUAAUAUAAACUGGAACCACUUAGAUAAAGUUAAGCUUUUUAUGUCAGCUAGAUAAAAUAUUAUUUGUUCCCUUUUUCUGAUUAAGACUUUCAAGGGUUUUUUUCAGCAUCUUUUGCUAAUGAGUGUUUGAGCUUUCUGGAAGGCUGAGUCACUGCUAGCUGUUGUCAGGAAGGCGAUCCAGAAGAAUACUGCCAUCAAACCAAUAUUUUAUUCACUGCGGAUCUGAGCUUUUCCUUCGUCCUGUCAAAAUAAUGCAUGACAAAAAUCUGCACGGUAGUUCUGCUGCACUUGGAAACAUUCCAGUGGAAAAAAGGUGAACCUAUGGCCCUCCAGAUGUUGAAUUCACAUCAUCGCUGGCUUUUGCCCAUUGUUGCUGGAACAGAUAGGACUUGGAGUGCAACAACAUCCAGAGGGCCAUGCAUUUCCCAUCCCUGCCAUAGAAGUUGCAAGACCAGUAGAAAACGACCAGGUUUUCUUGGGUAAUUGAUGUUUCAGUUAGCCUGGACCCAAAGUAUUCUUGAAUACCAAGAAUGCAGUCUGACAGAUCUUGCAUAUGCAGUGCCUUCAUCUGUCCCUGGAACAUGGUAAGCGCUUCUUGUUCAAAGGAGAGAACAAAUUCUCCCACAAUUUUCCAUAAUGCUCCACAACACUAUUUGAGAGACAGUUUGCUUUUUAGAAAGAGUGUUUCAUAAGCACAGCUCAGUGGUGAGUCAUGGAAAGUUCUGAUGCAGCUUGCAACAACAGAAGAUAAUGUAGGCCUGACCUUAAAGUCACAGUGUAUUAAAAAUUAGUUAUGUAAGGUGGCUCUGUAUGAAUCCUUCUUGCAUGACACAAGGUAACAUCAGUAGAAGUUAAUUCUGACCCACAUAGACAAGCCUGAAAGUGUUGAGCUUCUCUGGCAUAGCGCAGAAUGACCCUUUUUUAAAAAGUCCCACUUUAAAGAAAUACUAAAAUGAAAUGGAAUUUAUGCAAACGUUAAUAAAAUUAUGUAAAACCUGAAUGAAUAAAAACAAAAACUUACAAUUCUGAAUCUCCCUGACAAGACAGAACAUUUUCCCUCAAGAUUUUUCUCCUCUUUUCAGUUACUACAGAUAGAGAAUGUGCAGUCUUCAUAGUUGUGCAUUUACUAUGUCUGCCAAGUAGAUAGAUUAUAUCUGUGUUCUUUUCCUCAUAAAAGAGAGCAUUUGAAAACACAAUUCCACCUAGCAUAAGAAGAGUGUACAAUCCAUUGUGACUGGUAAGUCUUGAAUUCUGGGUUCUUGAGGCCAAAGUUGCUGCUCUUGGAAUCUGAGACUCAUUUAAACAAGCUUCUAAUAUUAGGUGAGUUUAGCUGCUCAGAAUCAGGACUUAUUCUGAAGGACGUUGACAAACUCAAAGGGGGUUCCCUGCCUUCUUAUAUUUUAAAAUUCACAGGCCUCUCUAACCAAGCAUGACUUGUAAUCAGUGUGGAAAGUUGGCAGUUCUUGACAACUAACUUGUUUUGGAACUUCAAGCUUGCUUGCUUGCUUGCUUUCUUUCUUUCUUUCUUUCUUUCUUUCUUUCUUUCUUUCUUUCUUUCUUUUUCUUUUCUUUUUUUGAGAUUAAACUGUACCACAGUCUGCCCACUGCAGAUACAAAGGGACUGAGUCAGACAAUGAAAUACUGUUUGUUGAGACAGUGAAACAUUGCUGUUAAAGCAAGAAAACUGCUUUUCUUGCUUUCUCAACAUUAUCUGUGAAUGAUAUUAUAUGUUUCUACCUUGCUACCCACCCCACACAGGAGCUCAAGGUUGUGUACAUUAUCCUCCCUCCCCCCCCUUUAUCUUUGCAACAGCCCUGUGAGGUAGGCUAGGCUAAGUAAAUAUAGGUACAUAAGCAGCAGUUGUUGCCAAUAGAUUGUGGGGUGAGGGUGCAGGAGGCCCAAUCCACAUACAGUGUACCUCCCCCAGGAAGUCCUGUUGGCAGUCCUAGAUGCAGGUGUUUUUUCCCAUUAAUUGGGGGAUGGCUAAUGGAGGGGUGUAUGCCUUUUGUUAUGUCAUGCUACCACGGCAACCACUUUGUGUUAUGCAGUGCCCCUCCAUGGCGGCCAUUUGUGGCUGGUACCCACAACACUUUCUUAAAAUUCAAAAUGCACACACUGGCCCAAUGACCCCUACAGCAAAGAGUGGUUCUAUUUUAAUACAGUGAGUUAAAAUAUUAGUUUUAUCAAGCCUAAUUUAGGCGCACUCCUGUUAAGCACAGCUCUGUACUCUAAGAGUGAUAUGGAACAUUAAUCAUAUUUUGGAUAGACCCAUUGAAGUCAAUGGUCUCAAGUAAUUUAAGUCCGUUGAUUUCCAUAGUCAGCAUGACUUAUAAGUUAGUAAGGUGCCAACUACAUAGCCAAGAAAUGAGGAGGAAGCAUUCUUAUGAUUCGCGAUUUCAGCAUUCUUCUUGGUAUAGCACUAUAACCAUUUAUAUAAUUAUAGUGGUAUGAGUGGCUCUUUGCCUUUUUCCACAUCAUUCCGCAGCUUAUACUGUCUGCAAAAGUACUUGGAAAGUAUUUAAGCUAGAAUACAUCUGAUGAGGUCCAUGGCAAUAUUUCUAAGAUAUUAAUCCUUCAGUGUGCUGGCUGCUAGUUUUUUUUGAAAAUGUCUGAAAUUGAAAUCUUCCCCAAGCCUAGAAAACAAUGAAGAUGUCAAAUUUAAACACGCAAUAAACUGCUUUGCAAUAAAAUCUUGUGUUCAACCUUUUGGGGAAGUCAUGUACUCUUUUGAGAAACUGAUGAAAGGAAUCCAGCUAGGAAUCCAGUUCAGCCUGAAAUACGUCCAUCACUUUUUUACUUACUGCUAUGUAAGAUGUUGGACUCUUAUGUACCAUUUGUAGCAGCUCUUUGAUAUGACCUGACAAUAUAUUGAUCUAGUGUUACUGAAUGAGUGCAUCCAGGGAGGUCAACACAGAAUUGUUUUGCUGUUUUCUGUGACGUGGGACAAAGUUUGGCAAAACUCUGCAUGUACUGUAUGUGAUUGCAAAAGGAUAUUCUUUACUUUCAAGUAAUAGGUUGACCGCAUAGCUUUGCUAUGUAAAGCAAUGUGUAGGACCGCAGUGUCCCAGUCUGCUACUAGUAAAUCUUAGCUGCAUGUGGUGUUAUCGCAGCAACUAUUUCUUCUAUACUUACCAAAGGUAUGUCAUUUCUUUUCUCAGGAGUGCAUUAUUGAUGAGGACUGUGAGACAGGAAAAUACUGUGAAUUCUCCGGCUUGGAGUACCGGUGUCAUGUUUGCAAAACUCAACACACUGUGAGCGUUGCAUCCCCCUUCCCCCCAUCUAGCUCUUCUUAACUUGGCAGACAGGCUGAAGUUAUAUAACAGAACUAUGUUGAUUGUGUGAUGCCUAGGUAAUGUGAAUAAUAGUGACUGGUAGAGUCCAGGCCCUAUUUAUUUUAAGUACAAGAAAAGCAGAGUGAAGAUGGUAAAGUACUGAUGAAAUGCCUGCUGAACUCUCAACUUAAAUUAGAAACAUAUGGUUUUAAUUGUUUAUAUGUGAGCCUUAAAUGUAAUGACAGGAAAUACCCUGUUCAGCAUGGUAGAAAAACAUAACCGGAUUUUUCAGAGGAGCAGAAUUCUACAUUUAAGUCCAACCUUUAAACUAAUAGUCAAAAUAGGUUUAUUCAUAUAAACUAUAAUAGGGUACUUUACAGAGGUGUCCUUUAUCCCCUUUACUUUUGGAUUUUUUUUAAAACCUAGCUUGUGCCGUUGGUUUACACCAGCUUCCAAAAAGUAUUCAAGAACCGUCCCACAUAGAGCACAUUACAGUAAUCCAGACUUAGCUGCAUUUUGAUCAGGAGCAAGUCACCCCACUAUAUCUGUUUUUUCUUUGUGGUUUGUGUUGGUGUGUUUCUUAGGCAAUGCGCCAUGUUUUUAUAUUAAGCUGUUACAGAAUUACUGAUGCAGUGAUAGUGUGGACUUUCAGAAUUUAGGUCAGUGGGAUUGUUUAAUGCAGGUCUAUGAAGAAGUUCAUGCCCGAUGCAAGUUACUGUAGCCAGGUUAUAUUGACUGUAUUUAUGAUGUUGUGCGUCCCAUUAUGAUUAAGAACCAAUUCAGUAUGUGUGUGUUUAUUUUUCUCUCCUAAGCAAUGCUCUCGAGAUGUGGAGUGUUGUGGACAUCAACUCUGCGUCUGGGGUGAGUGCGUGAAAGCUGCCUCAAAAGGAGAAAAUGGAACGAUUUGUGAAAACCAGAAAGACUGCAAUCCUGGAAUGUGUUGCGCAUUUUCAAAAGGUCAGCCACUACAUCACUUUCUGCUGUUGUUCCUAUUCUUUCCCUUGCACGAGAGGCCAAGCAAGAAACUACUUCAGUGUGUGAGCUUGCAUUUCCACUGUAUAUUGCUCUUCACCAACCUUCAAGAUCAGAGCCGUCUUUCCCAUUGGUCUUAGUGGUUCAGGGUGCUGGCCUCUCAGGGGCACCCUACUGAGUGGGGGAGCUGCACGGCUUUGCCGGCAGCAUCCCCUUUCCCUGCACACCCGCCAGCUGCGCCCUGCCAACUAUAUGGCUGGCGGGUGUGCAACUUCCUUCCCAAGCCUUCACAGGAGGAGAGCGAUCCCCUCAGAGGCUUCGGAUGGAAGCUGCUUCCCUCCCAAGCCUCUGCAUCUGCUAAAGACGGCCCUGCUCCCGGUCGUUGUCCUCCUCCUGCUUCCUGGCGAAAGGCGGCGUGCAGCCUUCCUGGGCUGCCUUCUCGGGCGCCCCAACACCUGAGAGCAUGUCAACCAGGAUGUUUUCCUGCUUGAUCGCCACCACCACGCCAGGGAUCGGGGUGGUGGGGGAGGCAGAGGACAUUUUCCACCUCCACCUCCCUUGUUUUGGAGUUGGGGGGCGCUGGAGGGAUCUUUGCACCAUGGUGCAGGAUAUGCUUAAGACGGCCCUGUUCAAGAUGCUUUGGGCUACAAUUCCCAUCAUCCCCAGCCAGCAUGGUCAAUGGAUAGGGAUGACAAGAAUAACAGAAUCUUAGAGUUGGAAAGGACCCAAGGGUCUUCUAGUCCAGUCCCCUGCAAUGCAGGAAUCUCAGCUAAAGCAUCCAUGACAGAUGGCCAUCCAACCUCUGUUUAAAAACCUCCAAGGAAGGAGAGUCCACCUCUCGUGGGAAUCUGUUCCACUGCUGAACAGCUCUUACCGUCAGAAAGUUUUUCUGAAUCUUUAGUUGGAAUCUCCUUUCUUGCAACUUGAAGCCAUUGGUUUGAGUCCUACCCUCCAGAGCAGGAGAAAACAAGCAUGCCCCUCCUCCAUGUGACAGCCCUUAAGUUAUUUGAAGAUGGCUGUCAUAUCUCCUCUCAGUCUCGUUUCCAGGCUCCUUCAAGCACUCCUAAGACUUAGUUUCCAGACCCUUGAUCAAUUCCUCUGCACAUGUUCCAGCUUGUGGUGCCCAGAAUUGCACACAAUAUUCCAAGUAUGGUCUGAGUAAGGCAGAAUACAGUGGUACUAUUACUUCCCUUGAUCUGGACACUAUACUUCUGUUGAUGCAGCCUAGAAUAGCAUUAACUUUUUUUUGCUGCUGUUGACUCAUGUUAAGCUUGUGUUUCACCAAGACCUCUAGAUCCUUUUCACAUGUACUUUUAGUAAACCAGGUGUCCCCCAUCCUAUAUUUGUGCCUCUGGUUAUUCCUGCCUAAGUGUAGAACCUUACAUUUGUUCCUAUUGAAAUUCAUUUUGUUAGCUUGUGCCCAGUUCUCCAAUCUGUUACUGUCAUUUUGAAUUCCGAUUCUGUUUUCUGCAUCAUUAGCUACCCCUCCCAGUUUGGUGUCAUCUGCAAAUUAGAUGAGCACCCCCUUAAUUUCUUCAUAUAAGUCAUUUCUAAAGACAACAACAAGCCCAGGACAGAACCCUGUGGCACCCCACUUGUCACUUUUUUCUAGGAUGAUGAGGAAUCAUUAAUGAGUACCCUUUGGGUUUGGUCAGUCAAUCAGCUACAAAUCCACCUAACGGUUCUCUUUCAACUCACAUUUUACCAGCUUCCUUGUGAGAACAUCAUGGGAGUCUUUGUCAAAAGCCUUACUGAAAUCAAGAUACACUAUGUCCACAGCAUUUCCCUGAUCCUCCAAGUUUGCAAUUCCAUUAAAAAAAAAUCAAAUCAGAUUGGUCUGGCAUGACUUAUUUUUGAGAAAACCCAUGCUGGGUCUUAGUGAUCACAGCAUCCUUUUCUAAAUGCUCACAAACCGACUGUUGAAUUAUCUGUUCUAGGACCUUCCUUGGUAUCAAAGUCAAGCUCACCAGUUGGUAGUUACAUGAGUCUUCCUUUCCCCCCUUUUUGAAGAUGAGGAUAACAUUUGCCCACUUCCAGUCUGUAGGGACCUCACCUGUUCUCCAAGAAUUCUCAAAGAUAAUAGACAAAGGCUCUGAAAUUACUUCCACAAGCUGCUUUGGUACUCUUGGAUGCAGCUCAUCAGGCCCUGGAGAUUUGAAUUCAUUUGAAGUAGCUAGGUGUGUUCCCUUACUACCUCUCUUCCUGUCUUGGGCUGCAGCUGCCUCCUACCACUUGCUUGCUUGUUCGUCCUCUUACUUUGGACAUAGCUGAAGAGUUGUACUCCAAAACAACUGGAGCACAGCAGAUUGAGGGAGGCUGGUAUAUAUUAAUCUGUAUGUGUAGGAGAAGUCCGUGGCAGAGAAUAAUCCAUAAAAUGCACAUCUUGUAUAAUACAAAAUUUGGCCAAAUGGUAAAGCAGUGUGCUUGACAACUGAGCAUGAUGCUAUGAAAAUAGAACUUAAAAAAAAAAAAAACUCUGGAUGAUUUGUGCGAGAUUUCCUGUCAACUAGCAGCAGUUUUCUUAAUCUUGAAACUCCUUUCAGUCUGCUUUGUAUUUGCAACGUUGUUGAUAUGGGAUGUUGUGUUUCUUGAGGCUCUGCUUUAGAGAUUUUACAAUGCUUUUGAGGAAAAGCUACCAUUGUCAAGAGUAUGAAAAUGAGAACCAGGCACUGGGAAAGUCUUCCUUAGCUUAAAUCAGAGAGGUAGCAUAGUCCUACACACUUUCCCUGAGUCCAUGUCCCUGCCCAGCCGUGAUCUCGUUGGAUGUCCAGAGGGCAGCUUGCUGUCUUGUGGCUUUUUUCUCAUGAUCACUCAGUAUGAAAGAGAAAUUGUCAGAGGAAGAGAUUUCCCAUACAAAUUAUCACCAUAUGGUAUGUUGGUAACAAGUGUUCCCACUAGCUCUUAGUCCUCUGCAAUCUGUAAAAUAGGAUUAGCAUUGAUCUCAAACAGCUCUUAUGGAAUGAAACAAGGUACUGUAAAGAAACAAGAUAAAGGUAAUUGAAGCAUCUUACAUAGAAUAGAUGCUGAUAACGUUGAUAUCUGUUACUAAGAAAUCAGCUCCCGUUUCCCUAAGAUGAACAUAUCGGUUCUGUUCAAAUAAUCCUAGACAUCAUGUUUAUCUUUUUGCUCAUACCUUGAGCAGGACAUGCUGUGUUGAGAUUACUAGCUGCUAAUGGUAUGCUAAUGGUAUUAAUUUCUUCUGAAUUAGUAGAACACCACCCUUUAUCACAAGAAUGUGCAAUAAGUGAAUUUGGUUUUCAGGAUGGAGAUAUGCAGCCUUUUGUUCCAACUGAGAGCAUUAAAGGCUUGUUUUAAGGCCUUGAAAACAAGAUGGUGCACAUAUGACUAAAUACAUGUGCUAUCUUGGUUAGGGUUAGGAUUCCUGUGGAUCUAUUUGUCAUUAGUAGUGUAUUGUGUCCUUGUAACUUAAUUAAGUGAAUUAAGAAAGUUUUUCUAGGUGAACCCUUAGAAUUUGUUGGAAGGAAAAGGACUGACAUUGCUAUGCAAACUCAGCUUGUCUUAUAUUUAAUAUUAGGCAAAUUUAUAUUCCUUAUUUUACAUAUUCAACCUGCACAUAUUCUGCAUGUGAAACUGAAGAGAUCAGACGUUUUACUGGAUUUUCCAAUUUUUACCUACAGACCUUCUGUUCCCUGUGUGCACCCCAUUACCUGGAGAGAGAGAGCCUUGCUAUGAUCCCUCAAACAGGCUUCUUAACCUAAUUACAUGGGAGCUGGAGCCAGAUGGAGCCCUCGAUCGCUGCCCAUGUGCACAUGGAUUCAUUUGUCAGAUGCAGAGGUAGGAAAAUGGAUUAUUUUUCACAGAAAGAUCAGGAGCAGAUCCUGUGUGCACACCUCAUUUUUCACUUGAAGACAAACCCACUUUCUGGACAUAUAACUUCCUAGACAAGCCUUCCCUGCCCUGGGGCUUUCCGGAUGUUACUGGGUUUUUAACUCAGUCUCUGCCAGCAUGGCCAGUUGUCUGAUCUUGACAGGAGUUAGUCCAAAUGUAUGGAGGGUACCAGACUGGGGGUGAAUGUGCACACUGCAAAAAUAUUGACUGCUGAUUUUUUGGGGUGGACCAGGUCUCAUCUUCCCAAAAAACUUAAGGAUGCAAUCCUCCUGGUUCAGGCUUAAAUCAAGUGCACAAAUUACUCAAGACUAACUUAAGCCUCUGUGGUUUGAAUUGCACUUAAGUUUGACUUGGAGUGGAGCUAAAGUGUAUUAAAGAACCGAAACCUAAUUUCCAUAGGACAUAAAUGCCAUGAAUAUAUCAGAUUUGCCUUUCUUUUGACCCUAACUGAACAGUGGCAAAAGAAGGGUUAUCAUUUCAGAGUUCAGGGAGAAUGGAAAGAAUUUUCAGUAGCACUGGUCUACUUUUGGAUAUAUCCAAGACAGAAUUGCAAACGGGACCACUGCAUUUUAAGGGUACAUGUUCUGGCUACUUUUAAAAUGCCUCAUAGCCUGAAGCAAAUUAUAUUUUGGACUGGUUUCUCACACUUGUAUGCAUGCUUGCAUAGGCACUUGUACAACUUAUCUAAGAGAAAUGCACAACUUUCUCAACAGGCAUAGCAGUGAUUCUCUCUGUGAACUCUCUUUCAAUAAGACCCAAAAUGAGGAGAAGCCUUUAGCAGUGGAUGAAAUAUCACUUCUGGAUUUUGUAACAUCACACAUUCCUGGCGACUAUGGAGAGAGAUUGAUUACAGAAGUACAGGAAGGUUUGGAUGAAGACUUAACUGAUCCAAAGAAACUGGAUCUGAUUUUUGGAGAUGAAAUGUAA